AUGUUGCCCGUAGACUCGACGCGUGCCUUUGAGUAUCUGUGGUAUAUCUGGCGUAUCUUCGGAAUCCAUCCGCCCGAUGGUGAUACAUUUUGGACUCGACAUUAUACGGCCUAUGCGAUUGUUAUCAAUAUUUUUUCCAACAUUUGUGUGCCACUAUCAUUCUAUAUUGAAUGUCUGUUAAGUAGCUCCCUGGCCGAGUUCUCGGAGAACUUUUAUGUGGUUGCCGUAGUAAUCACAGAGCAGGUGAAGUUUUUCAAUGCUUGGUAUAUGAUAGGUCGAUUUAAAAACCUGCAUAUGACUCUGCAACAAUUGGAUAAUCGAUUGCAAAGCAACAAGGAGCAUCACAUUAUACGGGAUCACAUCCGACAAUCGAAACGAAACUUUGUUUGGAUCCUGCGUUUGUUCUCAGCAAUCGUCACAUCUUCAGUUUUAAUUACGGUCUGUACAGACGACCAAGAACUCGCUGCUCACGCUUGGUAUCCAUGGGACUGGAAGAGCUCGAAUCGUGUCUAUUGGUGGACAGUCGGCUUUCAAACAUUGAGCAUCGUUUCUCUGUGCAUGAUGGCUGUCAUCAAUGAUACCUAUCCGAUGUCCUAUCUGACCAUGGUCGCUGGACACUACAAAGCAAGAUCACAAGGCAAUAUUAAUGUAAGUUAUUUCUAUUUGUAUCUUUUACAUUAUUUAUUCAUAUUGCGUUCUUUAAGAUUGGUCGAUACGAUUCAGGAUGCGCUUUCAUCAGUUUUUUUCGUUCAAUUCACCUGCACUGCCUUAUCAAUGUGUACUCUAACCUACUUCGUAUUCUUCGUUAAAUUGAGCAUGUCUAAGUUGUUUCACCUAUUCUUCAAUUUUAUUGGCGUCGCCAUUGAAACAUUUAUAAUAUGCUAUGCUGCUGAGGCAGUCAGCGACAGCGCAGAGCAUGUGUGUCAGGCGGUCUAUAACUGCAAUUGGUUGGAUCAGUCUAUCAAAUUUCAACGCACCCUGAUCCUUGUGCUUAAGCGUUCCCAGCGUCCUAUCAUCAUUAUGGCAGCCAGACUUUUGCCAGUGCGCAUGACGACCUUUCUAGCGGUUGGAAAAACGGCUUACUCAAUGUUUACGAUGCUAAACAAUAUAAAGUCGAAGAGUUAA
This is a messenger RNA of Drosophila innubila, 1125 nucleotides long. RefSeq names its product odorant receptor 19a-like. Gene Ontology annotation, molecular function: odorant binding; olfactory receptor activity. The record is from RefSeq and is a predicted model, not a curated record. The transcript has 3 exons. Gene Ontology annotation, cellular component: plasma membrane. Gene Ontology annotation, biological process: detection of chemical stimulus involved in sensory perception of smell; sensory perception of smell. NCBI's taxonomy places the organism in Eukaryota, Metazoa, Arthropoda, Insecta, Diptera, Drosophilidae. The coding region runs from base 1 to 1125 and encodes 374 amino acids.